Molecule: messenger RNA, 1539 nt
Organism: Penicillium roqueforti
Lineage: Eukaryota; Fungi; Ascomycota; Eurotiomycetes; Eurotiales; Aspergillaceae
Product: MFS transporter
Exons: 1
Coding region: 1-1539 (512 amino acids)
Biological process (GO): transmembrane transport
Molecular function (GO): transmembrane transporter activity
Source: RefSeq, a predicted model, not a curated record
AUGGUCGCAAUUACACAGACAGACAGCCAGCCCGACGCUGUAGACGAGGAGGCGAAUUAUGUAAACGAGACUACAGCUCUCCUAGGGACCAGCAAGACCAAGUAUGCUGACGCGCGCACGUCAGACACACUGGACAGUUCGCCAGGGCCAGAUAGCGACAGUGACGACGAGGAAAAGCCCUUGCCCAAGUUGCAGAUUCUGCUACUCUGCUAUGCGCGCGUAGUCGAGCCCCUGGCCUUCUUCUCCAUCUUCCCCUAUGUCAGCCAAAUGGUACAGGACAACGGGGGCGUGGCAGACACGGACGUCGGCUUCUACAGCGGACUCAUCGAGUCAAUGUUCUCCCUAACGCAGGCUAUUGUCAUGAUAUUCUGGGGCCGAGCAGCCGACCACCUCGGACGCAAGCCCGUACUGGUAUCCUCCUUGUUCGGCGUGACCGUGGCUACAGGCCUUUUUGGUCUAGCAAAGACCAUACCGCAGAUGAUCAUGUUUAGAUGUCUUGCUGGAGUUUUUGCUGGGACCAUCGUCACCAUCCGCACAAUGGUGGCCGAGCACAGCACGCCCAGUACGCAGGCCCGGGCGUUCAGCUGGUUCGCCUUCAGUGGGAACUUGGGCAUCUUCCUGGGGCCUUUAUUGGGCGGUGCACUUGCUGACCCAGUACGACAGUACCCUGGAGUUUUCGGAAAUAUCGGCUUCUUCGAAAAAUAUCCCUACGUGCUUUCGAGCUUCGUGGUGGCGUUGAUCGGGGCCACCGCUGCUGUGUCUAGCGCCUGCUUUGUUGAAGAGACGUUGAAGAAGGAGCCGGUUGUCGUGGACCGCGAUGGCGGGGAGGCGACAUCCGAUGCGCUGACCGAGAGCGGUGACCUAUCGACAUUGCAGCUUCUCAAAUCCCCAGGGGUGGGUAUGGUCCUAUACACGUACGGCCAUAUCAUGGUCCUCGCCUUCGCUUACACGGCCAUCAUUCCUGUCUUUUGGUUCACCCCCGUAAACCUCGGAGGGUACGACUUUACCCCUCUGCAAAUUUCAUUGAUGAUGGGUCUAAACGGCGCCUCACAGGCUGCAUGGCUCCUCCUGGUGUUCCCUCCAUUGCAAAGGAAGAUAGGGUCGAACGGAGUGAUACGUCUCUGCGCUUUGGCUUAUCCGCUAUUCUUCCUACUCUGCCCUCUUGGCAACGUACUUUUGCGGGUGGACACAGAUGGAUCCGUUAAAGCCUUUUGGAUUCUCUUGCCGCUCGGGCUGGCGAUUGGAUGCGGAGUCAGCAUGAGCUUCACGGCGAUCCAGCUCGUUCUGAACGACGUCUCACCCUCGCCGAGGGUAUUAGGCACGCUGAACGCACUGGCCCUGACUGGUUCCAGUGCGCUGAGGGCCUUCUGUCCUGCCCUCUUUACCAGCCUCUUCGCUCUGGGGGCGAGAACACAGCUAGCUGGAGGCCAUGCGAUCUGGAUACUCCUGCUCAUGCUUGCUUCAGGGUUAUCUGUCACAGCAAAAUAUCUACCAGAGCCCCGGGCCACGGGCAAGCACCGGAACAGCCAGGCAAGGUGA